Nerophis lumbriciformis (worm pipefish) is the source of this 1212-nucleotide messenger RNA. Lineage: Eukaryota; Metazoa; Chordata; Actinopteri; Syngnathiformes; Syngnathidae. The record is from RefSeq and is a predicted model, not a curated record.
GAAAUGAACAACAAUUUAGUCGGCGAUGAAAUCGGAAAAUUAUUUGUUGGUGGGCUGGACUGGAGCACAACACAAGAAACCCUGAGAAACUACUUUUCACAAUAUGGGGAAGUGGUAGAUUGUGUUAUAAUGAAGGACAAAACAACUAAUCAGUCGCGAGGCUUUGGUUUUGUCAAAUUCAAAGACCCCAAUUGUGUACGGACAGUGCUGGAGACAAAGCCACAUAAUUUAGAUGGCAGAAAUAUUGACCCGAAGCCAUGCACUCCUCGAGGAAUGCAACCUGAAAAAUCGCGAACUAAGGAAGGAUGGAAGGGCAGCAAAGCCGAUAGCAAUAAAUCAAAGAAGAUAUUUGUAGGUGGAAUCCCCCAUAACUGUGGCGAGCCUGAACUCAGGGACUAUUUCAAUAGGUUCGGAGUGGUCACAGAGGUGGUAAUGAUCUAUGAUGCAGAGAAGCAGAGGCCCCGAGGUUUUGGAUUUAUUACUUUCGAGGCUGAACAAUCAGUGGACCAGGCUGUCAACAUGCAUUUUCACGACAUCAUGGGCAAAAAAGUUGAAGUUAAAAAGGCAGAACCCCGCGAUAAUAAAGCUCCUGGCCAGCUAGCCCCAGGCCAAUGGGCUCCCAGGAGCAUUUUGAGUACAGCUAAUGGUUGGCCAGCACCGCCUGUCCAGGGUUGGCAACAGCCGUAUGGGCCACAAGGCAUUUGGGUUUCCACUACUGGCCAGCCUAUAGGUGCUUAUGGACCUACGUUAACAGCAGGCCGGGGAACCCCCGCCCACCCACCUUCACCUUUUAGUGCAUUCCUAGUCACCACCCCAGCAGGCAGCUUUGCUACACCUCAGGCCUACACUUCGCAGGGCUUCAGCACAGCGCCUCAAUUUGGUUACAGUUUUGGCACGCCUCAAGCAGAACAGUAUGUUCAGCCAGUUCCUCCACCACCUACUACUCCAGGAACGGCAACAUUGGGUUUUGCCCCCACUACUACGCCAACUCAGGACUUGAGCAAAACUUCCUCUGGGCAGCCGGACUUUCCGUAUAGCCAGUAUGGCUACGCUCAGGACCUGACUGCAUUCAGCCACACCUUUGCAGACCCUAAUCAGACAACAGCCUCGUAUGGCUCAGCACAGCCCGCUACUGCGCCACAGUCCAUCGCCAGUGCAUUUGGAAGAGGGCAGAAUCACAACGUACAAGGCUUCCAUCCGUAUCGACGUUGA